Patiria miniata (bat star) is the source of this 1564-nucleotide messenger RNA. Its product is annotated as sphingosine 1-phosphate receptor 3-like. Gene Ontology annotation, molecular function: G protein-coupled receptor activity. Bases 318 to 1232 code for a protein of 304 amino acids. Gene Ontology annotation, cellular component: membrane. Gene Ontology annotation, biological process: G protein-coupled receptor signaling pathway. The transcript is spliced from 3 exons. The record is from RefSeq and is a predicted model, not a curated record. NCBI's taxonomy places the organism in Eukaryota, Metazoa, Echinodermata, Asteroidea, Valvatida, Asterinidae.
UCCAUGCUCCAUGUAAUGAAUAAAGACGAUGGCGGUUUUAUAGAGUUUGGCUCUCAACAACAGAGAAAGAUUUCAAAUAACCCUGUCGGCUAUACUCUGCCAUUCUGUGUAGAUGACACGAACUACCUUCCGAGGGUCAGCGUAACGCGUCUUUUAUGAUUCCGCCAGGCUGAACUAAAACACCGUACUUGGUUGCUGUGGCAAUAGGCACAUCGCUGAAAUUGAAACAUUGAGAUAGCGGAAGAUAGCGAGAUAGCGGAAGAGAAAUCAAAUUUCUACACAACUGCGCGUAGUAUCAGAAAGAAAUUCACUGCAUCAUGGCUGACAGUUUUAUAACUGCGAUGAAAUACUCCAUGACCGUUGGCUGUGCAGUAGCCAUAGUCGAGAAUCUCCUUGUGAUUGCAGUGUUUGCUGGAACUAAACGGCUCCGCCUCAAAUACUACGCAUUCAUCUUCAACUUGGCCCUGGCUGACCUCCUGUUUGCCAUUGCAGGACCAACCAUUCCUUGGAUUGAGUCUAUUGUUUCUGAAUGCCUUACUACCGCAGCCUACACGGUGUCAGUAUUAACUAUUUUCUCUGCUGCUAUCAAUCGUUAUCUAGCCCUGUCCAUUAUGCCACCGGCUCGAUACGAUUCACUGGUGACUGGGUAUCGUCUGAUCGGAGUUUGCAUCCUUCUUUGGUUCUUUGGUCUUGCCUAUGGCUUAAUGUUAUAUCUCAUAUCUAUAUCUGACCCCGAUGUUAUCGUCGUAAUACGCACUUUUGGUUACUCACUGGUAGCGUUUAUAAUUUGGGUUAUCACUGCGCUUGCUUAUUUCUUGGCUUUCCGUAAGAUCAAACAGUAUAUUCCCCCUCUUGCAUCCACGGCAGGUAUUAGUGCCAAUAUGGAACGAGACCAAACCCGGGUCCAGCAGACUCGUCGUUUAUUAAUUCUGUUUGUUCUCAUUCUUAUGACGUCAUUCUUUUCUUGGAUGCCGUAUGGCAUUCUUUCGUUGAUUACCCACUUCAAACCAAACCUUUUUUAUGAUAUAACUGUCUUGGCAUUGAUUUGGCUUGGUGCCUUGCUUUACACUCUGUCUACUGUAAUCAAUCCUUUGCUUUACUGGUGGCGUCUAGAUGGUUUCAAAGAGGGUUUUUAUGCAAUGUUCUGUCGUUGUGUCAUCAAGGCAGAACCAAGAGAAACUGAAAUUGUGAUGUCUCAAAAUGAAAAUACAGUGGCAGAUACAAGUUUGUAAACGUAUGAGAGAGUACGAAACAAAAAGUAAGAAUAUAUCUAUUUUAAGUGUGGUUGAGGGAACACUUUUGUGAUGAUCGAAACACAUAUAAAUUUUUUUGUGAUUUGACGAAUAUCCCAAUUGUUAUUUUGACUUUUUAAGUAGUAACUUAUAAACAAAUCAUCAUUGUAAAUAUUUCUUAUGGAGUUCUUUUGUGAUUGGACUUUUUGAAAAAGUAAAGUCUGUUAUUAAAAUUGAUAAUUUGGGGUGACCCACCCUGCAAUAUUAAGGGAAUACAUGUGUGUUUUGGAGGUAUUAUAACACACUGUUUAAGACCGGUUUGAGUCUGGAUG